Hypoxylon fragiforme is the source of this 2253-nucleotide messenger RNA. Its product is annotated as metabolite transport protein. The transcript is spliced from 3 exons. Gene Ontology annotation, biological process: transmembrane transport; carboxylic acid transport. The coding region runs from base 580 to 2148 and encodes 522 amino acids. NCBI's taxonomy places the organism in Eukaryota, Fungi, Ascomycota, Sordariomycetes, Xylariales, Hypoxylaceae. Gene Ontology annotation, cellular component: plasma membrane. Gene Ontology annotation, molecular function: carboxylic acid transmembrane transporter activity. The record is from RefSeq and is a predicted model, not a curated record.
AAAAAGAACUAAAAAGAACAUUGAAAAACAUCAAAAUCACUUUACCCCAAAAAGUAUCAAUCUCGUCUCCGCAUUCCCAACCACAACCCCUAAUCUAUAGCGCCGACUGUACCCCGGCCAUCGCCCCACCCACUUUCAUAUAUCUCCAAUGUUCUAACUUAGGUACCUAGAAUGCCCUAUCAAUCCCCAAUCAAUCCCCAAUCAAGCCUAGAAACCCCUACUAGCAUAUCAAGGAAUAUCCAGCAGUCGGCCCUAGAUGUUCCGAUUACAGGUAUAAAACCGCGCCGUCAUGAAUCCAUCCCCGUCCAAGCACUGUUACAUUUUCCGAAAAGCGUAAGGCCCCGGUGCUUCAUCCUGUUUCCGUCCGUUGCCGUAUGGAGCUGUUGAUAAGAUCACCGGGGCAUCCCAACUUAGUCGUACGCUGGGCCGCGGUCAUGAUAAGAAUAUAUUCGGCUCCGACGAGAUAUUAUUAUAUCUACUACCUACAUUAAUAUAAGUUAUGUAACCUUAGAUCGAUAGAAUGCUUCUUUGCUUCUCGCUUCUCAUCAUUCUGUCAUAAAUCAAUGACCAACCAAUGCGAUGGCAGCCGUUGAAGAAAUCAGGCCUUCGGCCGUGGAAACGGCAACAGAUCCAACGCCAAAAGACCAGAGCGCCAUGGAACUAAAGGACGUCAAGUCUGUCGGCGCGACCGCUAACACCCACGACGUCGAGGAUGGCGAGAUUUUGCCGAGCGAGGAAAAGACUUACUACAGCAAAGUUUCGGUUUGGCUCAUGGUCCUCUUCUCUGGACUGGCAAUUGGGUCCGAUGGCUACAACGCCGCCGUAAUCGGCAACGUCGAGCUCCUCCUCGCGAUCCUCUACCCGGAGGCCCUGACCAAGUCCAUCUACCAGCGCCUCUCGAACGCCUUCCUGAUCGGCAUGAUCAUCGGGAUGCUCUUCUUCGGCGUCGUCGUCGACCAGCUCGGACGCAAGACCGGCGCCGUCGCCACCACCGCCCUCCUCGUCCUCGGCAUCAUCCUCUCCACCGCCGCCAACGGCGAGACCCCCACCGGCAUGUUCUGGAUGCUCAUCAUCGCGCGCGGCAUCGCCGGCGUCGGCGCCGGCGGCGAGUACCCCGUCUCCGGCGCGGGCGCGGCCGAGGCCACCGACGAGAGCGACAAGUACCGCAAGCGGCGCGGGUUCAUGUUCGCGAUGCUGGCCGACCUGUCGAGCAGCCUGGGGUACGUGUGGGGCGGUCUCGUGCCGCUUCUCCUACUCCUGUGCGUCGGCAGCAGCGAGUCCAAGUUCAGCAUCGUGUGGCGCACGUCGUUCGCGCUCGGCAUGGUGCCGCCGCUGGUGAUCUUCUGGUUCCGGCUGCGCAUGGCCGUGUCGACCGCGUACCGCAAGUCCGCCAUGCGCAAGCAGCGCACGCCGUACUGGCUCGCCUUGAAACGCUACUGGCGCCCGCUCAUCGGCUGCGGCGCCACCUGGUUCCUGUACAACUGGAUCAGCAUCCCCUUCGGCAUCUUCAGCUCCACCAUCAUCACGCGCGUCAACGUCGGCGACAGCCUCGUCAAGAAUCUCGGCUGGGGCGUCGUCAUCAACUGCUUCUACAUCCCCGGCCCGUUCCUCGGAGGCUACCUCUCCGACAAGAUCGGAAGACGGCAGACGAUGGCGCUGGGCUUCGGGUUGCAGGCCCUCCUCGGCUUCGUUCUCGGUGGUGCGGCGGAGCCGAUUCAGAAGAUAUUCCCGUUGUUUGUGGUUCUGUACGGCAUUUUCUUGACCCUCGGAGAGGUUGGCCCUGGUAGCACGGUCGUACUGACGGCAUCGGAAUGUUUCCCGACGUCCAUCAGAGGACAGAUGAUGGGGUUUGUCUCGGCCUGGUCGAAAGCAGGCGCAGCCAUCGGAACACAGGUUUUCACAGCGAUUUUAAACAGUUACACGGACGAUCCGUCCAAGGGGAACCAGGUCGCCUUCCUGAUCGGAUCCGGCUUCGCGGUCCUCGGCGCUCUGAUUGCUCUCUUUGUCAUUCCCGACGUGUCCCGGCGACUCAACGAGGACGACGAGGCGUGGAAGAUUUACUUGACGGAGAAUGGCUGGGAUGCGACUUGGGGUGAUACCGAGACCAAGGAUCCGGCUGGUGUUGUGCGCACUCAGGCAAUCUCAUAAAGUAGUACCCAAUCGGCAGAUCUUGGUCACUUUCUAGAAAAGCUACUUAGGGUAUAAUAGAACCUUUAGCUAGCACUUGCAUCAUAAUUCACUACCAUAUUCAGA